AUGGCGGGGCUCUUAAAUAACCCUUACGCGCAGCUGGACUCCCAGAUCGAGCAGCUGCUGAGGGGAGAGAUCAUCCCGGAGGAUGAGGUGAGGGUGAUCUGCGAAAAGACGAAGGAGGUGCUGAGCAAGGAGGAGAACGUCGUGCCCGUCCGCGCCCCGGUCACCGUGGUCGGAGACAUCCACGGGCAGUUCGCGGACCUGGUGGAGCUGUUCCAGAUUGGCGGCAGGGCGCCGGAGACGAACUAUCUCUUCCUGGGCGAUUACGUGGACCGAGGUUACGAUUCCGUCGAGACGGUGUGCACGGUUAUCGCGAUGAAGGCUCGAUGGCCCGACCGCGUCACCUUGCUCAGAGGUAACCACGAGUCGCGGCAGAUCACGCAGGUGUACGGCUUCUACGACGAGUGCCUGCGCAAGUACGGCAACGCGAACGUUUGGAAGUACAUCACCGACAUGUUCGACCACCUGCCCCUGGCGGCGACUGUCGAGAACGAGAUCUUCUGCCCGCACGGCGGCUUGAGCCCCAGUCUGGACACGCUGGAGCACAUACGCGAGCUCGCGAGGACGCAGGAGGUGCCGCACGAAGGCCCGAUGUGCGACCUGCUGUGGUCCGACCCCGACGACCGGUGCGGCUGGGGCAUCUCCCCUCGAGGCGCGGGGUACACGUUUGGUCAGGACAUCUCGGAGCAGUUCAACCACAGCAACGGCCUGAACCUGAUCGCCAGAGCGCACCAGCUGGUGCAGGACGGGUACGAGUGGGCGCACGAUCAGGCGGUGGUGACGGUGUUCAGCGCGCCGAAUUACUGCUACAGGUGCGGGAACCAGGCGGCGAUCAUGGAGGUUGACGAGGGGAUGAACAGGGAUUUCCUCCAGUUUGAUCAGUUUCGCAGGGCGGUCAAUCCGGAGCUGCGAAGGGCGCAGCACAAGAUGCCGGACUACUUCCUCUGA
Molecule: messenger RNA, 945 nt
Organism: Micromonas commoda
Lineage: Eukaryota; Viridiplantae; Chlorophyta; Mamiellophyceae; Mamiellales; Mamiellaceae
Gene: PP2A2
Exons: 3
Coding region: 1-945 (314 amino acids)
Biological process (GO): mitotic cell cycle; peptidyl-serine dephosphorylation
Cellular component (GO): cytosol
Molecular function (GO): protein serine/threonine phosphatase activity
Source: RefSeq, a predicted model, not a curated record